AAUUCUAUCUUUCCAUUUUAUCAAGACAGAUUUCUGAAAUAAGCCGUUUGCAUCCACUGCCAGUUCCCUACACACAAUCAGUGUGAUUCCUGGCCAACACCGGGAACUGGGGCUCAGCCCGGGCUGGCUGCGCUUGGCCCCGGUGCCGGUGCAGGCUCCACGGCGGCUGCCCCGCUUCACCGGGCCCUGCACGGAAACCUCGGCCCGCGGGCACAGGAGGGAAAGGAGGCGGGGAAGAGCGGGGGAAGAGCCAAGGAAGGCAGGCCCGGAGGCGGGAGCAGCCUCGGGGCGCGGCGCGGGGAGGCCGGGCCAGCUCCGGGAACCGCUGCUCGGCCGGGGGAACCUUCCCCUCCCGACCCGCCCGGGACAGCAGCGGCCCGGGCGGCCGCGAUGGACUCCGGCAGCGAGACCCACGAGCUGAACGGGACGGCGGAGGGCGCGGAGUCGGCGGCCGAGGAGCAGCACAGAGCAUGGCAGUGGUUCCAAAGGAACAGACCCAUCAACAUCAACCACUACGCCAACAAGAAGAGCGCGGCCGAGAGCAUGCUGGACAUCGCCCUGCUGAUGGCCAACGCCUCCCAGCUCAAAGCUGUCAUGGAGCAAGGGCCCUCCUUUUCCUUCUACGUCCCAUUGAUCAUUCUCAUCAGCCUGUCACUCACCCUGCAAGUUGUGGUGGGGGUGCUCCUCAUAUUCCUUGUAAAAUAUGACCUUAACAACCCUGCAAAACAUGGAAAGCUGAAUUUCCUCAACAACCUUGCAACUGGACUAGUAUUCAUUAUAGUAGUUGUGAAUAUUUUUAUCACUGCCUUUGGAGUGCAGAAACCAGUUGCUGAGUCAGCAUCAAGACAGUAAGGACCAGAGACCUGGAGCAUUCAUUUUAGAUGCCAUUUGCAGUUGAGCCUGCUACACUGGACACAGUGGGGAAGGAAAAAUAAUUUGAAGAAGCUGGACACAUCAAGCAGCUUUCUCAAGCUUCCAACACACUUGUAUACCUAAAAUUUUCCCAUGUGUUAAUAUUUAAGUGUUUGACAUCUCAGAAGAGGUUGAUUUUGCCCCAAGGAUACUGUUUUACUGGAAUGUUGGCACUUCACUUUCUGAAGAAACUUAAUUUUUUUUUCAGAGAAGUGCCAUAAACUAAUGAAACAAGGAAAUAUCAUCUAGUAGCACUUAACAGGACUUUUCUUUUUACAUGCCUUUGGUUUUUGUGGCAAUUUGUCAUUUCCACCAUUGUAAGAAAUGUCAAGCCUUUGAUUCUGACAUGGUCACAUUUCCCUUUAUUUCACAGCUUGGCACCAAGCCCAUGUACUCUGUAGCCCAGCAGGGCUCUUCCUUUGCAGCGUGUUAAGGUGGCUGUGCCUUUCUUUCCUUUUUUUUUUUCAACUCUAGCUAAAGCAAAGAUGAGACAAACAGAAACAAGCAGCAUUCUUUUGUUUGGUUUUGUUCACAGGAAAUAAUUUGUACUGUUUCUUCUGGACACACUUAAAAUGUCCUGUCCUUCAUGCACAGACACAAAGAACCUAAUUGUUCAUGGUUUCUUACCAUGAACUGCUCUUCUGUGUAUUCUGUGCAUUAUAUGUAUUUAUUUGAAUCAUAGAGUAGUUUGGAUUCAAGGGGCCUUUAAAGGACAUCCAGUCCCAUCCCUGCCGUGGCAGGGACACCUUCCACUGUCCCAGGCUGCUCCAAGUGCUCCAGUGUCCAACCUGGCCUUGGGCACUGCCAGGGAUCCAGGGACAGCCACAGCUGCUUUGAGAACCCUGUGCCAGGGCCUGCCCACACUCAUUGUAAAAGGUUCUUUCUUAUAUCAAAUUUCUGGAAACACUGCCACCUUUUCUAUGGUCAGCUGGUAAACUGAAAGAUCCAGGCUGAACUUUACCAGCUAAACUGGUACCAAUUGCCUGUCAGCAGCAAUUCAAAUGGCAAAAUGAACUGAGUUUUUUCUCUCUAGUUUCCUCUCUCCCUUACCAUCGAUUUCUGCAGUUUUGUUACUUUUAUGAGUUUAUGGCUAAACGCAAAAACAAUUUUUAAAUUUUUAUUUUUAAAUAUAUGUAGAGAGAUAUAAUUAUCUUCCAGGCUCUUUCCUGCUGGCUCAGGGACUUACAUUUUUUCUAAAUACACUAUUGUUAGUAAUGGUGUAGGUUACAAGAAUUUCUUCAACAAAAACAUUUUAUUUCCAAAGUAUCAUACCUGAAGUCAUAAAAAUUUGAGUUUUUUAGGUUGCACUUAUAUGUAGACGCAGAUUUGUAUUAAUCAAUUUUCUUAGCAUCAGUUUUCAGGUGCUCUCUUGUACAUAAGAAUAGAAGAUUGACUUCGUGUGUCUCAUCUCAUUUACAAUUUUUCUUACUGACCUUUCUCUUUUGUUAUGUUUCAAAGCCCAUUGAUGUACCAGACUUUCAUGUAUGUUCUGUAAGAAUUACUAAAGGAAAACAAAUCAAGCUUUUGUGAUUAGUAAUGGAAUAGGCAUGCUUUUUCUUUUCUAAUUUAUCUUUUUUUGCUUCAUUUCCACUGUAACAUGUAUUUAACCAGUAUCCAGCAGGCAGCAGUUUAAUUGUGUGUGGUGUACUAAUUUAAACGUAGCUCAGAACAAGCUCUGAAUGAGGCAUGCAGGACAACUUCCUGUAUUUAUUUUUCACAAACCACCGACUGCUGUGGGACCUUUCAUGCCCACUUGUGGCUGUCACGCUUCUGAUGCUGCUUCCCAUGUCUUGUAUAUGUGAUUAGGUAAGAUUUGCAAAACAUUCUCAGACAUGAAAUCUGUAUUUUAAGUCUCCAAAGCCUUCAGAGUUCAUGUAUUUUUUAGCAGAGAGAAGCAUCUGCAGGUUGGUUUCAAGAAUAAAUAAUUUAAUCAAACGAU
Messenger RNA from Cinclus cinclus, 2851 nucleotides. RefSeq names its product ninjurin 1 (gene NINJ1). Gene Ontology annotation, biological process: tissue regeneration; cell adhesion. The transcript has 4 exons. NCBI's taxonomy places the organism in Eukaryota, Metazoa, Chordata, Aves, Passeriformes, Cinclidae. The coding region runs from base 391 to 852 and encodes 153 amino acids. The record is from RefSeq and is a predicted model, not a curated record. Gene Ontology annotation, cellular component: membrane.